CCCCCCUCGACAUCCCCAUGGUGGACUCGAACGCCGUCAACGCCGCGAAACUCCUCUGGACACCCACGCCCGAGUUGAUUGCCACCUCGCACUGGACCAAGUUCACUGCGUUCGUCAACACGAAACAUGGACUGUCUCUCGUGUCUGUGCACGAUCUGUGGCAAUGGUCCGUGGACAACUUGUCUCAUUUUUGGGCGGCGACGUGGGAAUACACGGGCAUGGUGUCGUCCGCACCACACACACAAGUGAUCCAAGACGAAACCAAGAUGCCUGGUGCCAAGUUCUUUCCCGGCGCGCGCCUCAACUUUGCCGAGAACUUGCUUCGCCACCGCGACGACCGCACUGCACUCGUGUUCAAAUCCGAAACAUCCAACCAAGCGAUCCGCAUCACGUACAACCAACUGUACGACCAAGUCGCGGCACUGUCCCAGCGAUUGCGGCAAUUGGGCGUCGCUGUUGGCGACCGCGUCGUCGGGUACAUGCCUAACACCCCCGACACGGUCGUGGCCAUGCUGGCUGCCACGAGUGUCGGCGCCGUGUGGUCGAGCUGCUCGCCAGACUUUGGCAAGAACGGCGUGCUCGAUCGCUUUGCCCAAAUCACGCCCAAGGUUGUGUUUGCCACAGACGGGUACUUUUACAAGGGCAAGCGCAUCGACACGCUCCCUGGGUUGAAGGACAUUCUGCACGAACUACCCACGGUCCACAAGGUCGUGCUCUUCCGCUACACCAUCGGCCCUACGUACGACUUGGACUUGUCGGCGCUCCCGAACGCCCAAUAUGUGGACCAUUUCCUCGCAGAACUGAACGCCCCCGUGCAGUUUCCAAUCCAGUUUGAGCAGCUGCCGUUCGAUCACCCCGUGUAUAUCAUGUACAGCAGCGGCACCACCGGCCUGCCAAAGUGCAUCGUGCAAGGGCCUGGGGUGUUACUCAACCACCUCAAAGAACACAUGCUGCACUUGAACGUGAGCCGCGACGACGUUGUGUUUUACUACACUACAACCGGAUGGAUGAUGUGGAACUGGCUCGUGAGCGGGCUCGCCGUCGGCGCCACCGUCGUGCUCUUCGACGGCAAUCCGCUGUACCCGGGGGCAUCGGCCCUAUGGCAGUUUGCCGAGGAGGUCGGCAUGACAGUCUUUGGAACGUCCGCGCGGUACUUGGCGGCGGUGAUGGACUCUGGGUGUAAGCCCGGCAAGGAGUUCAACCUGUCCAAGCUCAAGAUGAUUGCGUCCACGGGGUCCCCCGCCAGCACCAACAUUUUCAACUUUGUCUACUCGGACAUUAGCGCCGACGUGCAGUUCGCGUCCAUCUCGGGCGGCACCGACCUCAACGGGUGCUUUGCGCUGGGCUGCUCCAACUUGCCCGUGUACAAUGGCGAACUCCAGGUGCGCGGACUUGGGCUGGACGUGGCUAUUUACAACGACAACGGCGACGCGCUUGUCCAAAGCCAAGGCGAACUUGUGUGCCUCAAGCCGUUUCCGUCCAUGCCGCUCUACUUUUACGGCGACACGGACGGAUCCAAGUACUUUGGCGCAUAUUUCGACGUGUUUCCCAAUGUGUGGCGUCAUGGCGACUUUGCCGAAAUCACGGCUCACAACGGCAUGGUGCUGUACGGUCGAUCCGACGCGACGUUGAACCCGGGUACGAACGAACGGCUGAAAAAUCGAUCACGUCAUCCAGAUAUAUAUAUAUAUAUAUGGAUCACGUCAUAUGACGACGGUACUAUGUGAUUGUUGUGCAGGGGGAGUGCGCAUUGGCACGGCAGACAUUUACAAAGUCGUCGAGCAAAUCAAGGACGUGGCCGACUCGGUGAUUGUGGGCCAGGACUACACGCUGUCGGACGGUACCCCGGACGUGAAGAUCGUGCUGUUUGUGGUGCUGGCCGAGGGCGUGGCGUUGACGGCGGAGCUCCAGAAGCGAAUCGUGUCCAAAAUCCGCACGGAGACGAGCCCACGCCACGUACCCGGCCUUAUUGUGGCGUGCCCAGACAUCCCGUACACCGUGAGCGGGAAGAAGGUCGAGAUCGCCGUCAAGCGCGUUCUGGGCGGCAAAACCAUCACAAACGCCAGUGCCCUGCGCAACCCCGAGUCCCUCGCCUGGUUUGCCGCGUAUGCCAACAAGGCAUCUCAGUAGAAAACACAUACAAUCCACGCUUGUGUUGUACACUCGUGUGGCUGGCUAACUACAGUACUGUACUCACUUGUAUGUAGUACCUACCGCAAAGUACAGAUGUGGUCGUUAAAUUAGAAUUUACCGUUCCAGAUGAUGCUCUAGAAUGAAAAAACUGCGAAC
Aphanomyces astaci is the source of this 2289-nucleotide messenger RNA. Its product is annotated as acetoacetate-CoA ligase, variant. NCBI's taxonomy places the organism in Eukaryota, Oomycota, Saprolegniomycetes, Saprolegniales, Verrucalvaceae. Gene Ontology annotation, biological process: lipid metabolic process. Gene Ontology annotation, molecular function: acetoacetate-CoA ligase activity. The record is from RefSeq and is a predicted model, not a curated record. The transcript is spliced from 9 exons. Bases 18 to 1727 code for a protein of 569 amino acids. Gene Ontology annotation, cellular component: cytosol.